GCUGCGGGUCUGGCUUUUGGGGUCCGGUCAGUGUCCUCGCCCCCUCCCCGCCGCCCAGGCCGGCACCGGCCGGGGCAGGGGCCCGGGCGUUCUCGGCCAUGCCCGGUGGGCGCAGCCGGGGGAGGGUGGGCGGCGGGAGCCUCGCUGACUAAGGGCCCCCCUCGUCUCCCCCCCAGCCUCCCCCACCUGCCGCUCCCCUCCCCCAGUCUGCGCCGCGAGCGCUCCCGAGCCCGCCCCUCCGCAGCGCCCCGCCAUCCCUCCUGCCGCGGGUCCUCCCUCUGCCCGGCCGGAGCUGGGGCGCCCGUCCCAUCCUGUCCCCGCCCUGUCCCCUUUGUGCCCUGUCUCUCUCUGUCUCUGUCAUCCUUCCCCCCCUUCUCUGCCUCUCUCCUUCCCUGCUGCACUCUCCUCCCUUCAGCUCGGUCUCCCCUGUCCCUGCCGAGGCCACCAUGCUGACCCCGAUGGUGGCUGGGGGGGUGGUGUUCCCCGGACUGUUCCUCCUAUCCAAGAACACGCUCCAGCGGCUGCCCCAGCUACGCUGGGAAGAGGCGGACGCCGUCAUUGUCUCCGCCAGGCUGGUGUCCUCGGUCCAGGCUGUGAUGGCUUCCACAGCUGGCUACAUUGUCUCCACCUCUUGCAAACACAUCAUUGAUGACCAGCACUGGCUUUCCUCAGCUUACACGCAGUUCGCUGUACCCUACUUCAUCUAUGACAUCUACGCCAUGUUCCUCUGCCACUGGCACAAGCACCAAGUCAAGGGGCAUGGAGGCGACGAAGGGGGGCCCCCGGCCCCGGGCAGCACCUGGGCCGUGGUGCGUGGUUACCUGUACAAGGAGUUCCUCAUGGUUCUUCACCACGCGGUCAUGGUACUCGUGUGCUUCCCGUUAUCUGUGGUGUGGCGUCAGGGCAAAGGAGAUUUCUUUCUGGGAUGCUUGCUGAUGGCAGAGGUCAGCACCCCCUUCGUCUGCCUGGGCAAGAUCCUCAUUCAGUACAAGCAGCAGCACACGCUGCUGCACAAGGUGAACGGGGCCCUGAUGCUGCUCAGCUUCCUGUGCUGCCGGGUGCUGCUCUUCCCCUACUUGUACUGGGCCUACGGGCGCCACGCCGGCCUUCCGCUGCUCGCCGUGCCCCUCGCCAUCCCGGCCCACAUCAACCUGGGCGCUGCGCUGCUGCUCGCCCCCCAACUCUACUGGUUCUUCCUCAUCUGCCGCGGGGCCUGCCGCCUCUUCCGGCCCCGGGGAUCCCCGCCGCCCUCUCUGGAUCAGCCCCAGGACUGAGAGCGGGGCCAGGGACCGCCCCUCCCCGCCGCUUCCCCACGGGGACUGGGCUACGGGACUGGGGUGUGGGGGGCGGGGGGCCCCCUGGCCCAGACAGCCCGGACUGCCGGAUGGACUCGGACGGGGGAGGGGCCGGGGACCAGGCGGAAUGGAAGGGCGGGGAGAAGGGGUUCCUGCUCCCCACAGUGCCUGAGCAGAGUGCGGAGAACCCCAUCUUGCACACCCCUUCUCGGACCAGCCUCCCGGGCUGAGAGAAGCAGAGGACGGAGGUGGUGAAGGGAACCCCGCUUCCCACCCGCCGGGCUGGGGCGUGAGGGCCACGAGGGCUGCGGGGAGAAGCAGCCAGGGAACCCGGGGGACCAGGAGACUCCGCCGCCAAGGCCACCCCAGCGCCCCCUGCUGCACAGUCCUCUGAGCUCCCCUCUUCUGGGAAGGCGGGGACCCCCCUAAGCAGCCCCCACUCCGCGGCUCCUCCAGGGGAGGCCAGCCUGAGGAAUCGUAUUUAUUUUAUUUAUUCGCCCAAAUUCAAACUAGUUUGUUGGGGGUGGGGUGGGGGAGGGAGGGAGGCAGGCGGCUGCGACCCCCACCCAGUUUACCAGCGCUGAACAUCCCGGGCCAGCGAGGGGCGCCCAGCUCCGGCCCCAGCAGGCUGCACAUCUCGCCCUCGGGCCCUGGCAUGUCCCUGGUGCUACAGACCUCUCCAAGCUUCCUCCAAUCUGGGGUCGGGGACCCUGGGAGGUGCUUUACAGACCGCUAAUAAAGACGAUCUGCCCGAACGCCAA
Messenger RNA from Erinaceus europaeus (western European hedgehog), 2056 nucleotides. It is a transcript of the gene TLCD3B, whose product is annotated as TLC domain containing 3B. The coding region runs from base 447 to 1274 and encodes 275 amino acids. Gene Ontology annotation, biological process: ceramide biosynthetic process; lipid homeostasis. The transcript has 5 exons. Gene Ontology annotation, cellular component: endoplasmic reticulum; membrane. The record is from RefSeq and is a predicted model, not a curated record. Lineage: Eukaryota; Metazoa; Chordata; Mammalia; Eulipotyphla; Erinaceidae. Gene Ontology annotation, molecular function: sphingosine N-acyltransferase activity.